Molecule: messenger RNA, 992 nt
Organism: Nematolebias whitei (Rio pearlfish)
Lineage: Eukaryota; Metazoa; Chordata; Actinopteri; Cyprinodontiformes; Rivulidae
Product: bryoporin
Exons: 3
Coding region: 194-727 (177 amino acids)
Biological process (GO): monoatomic cation transport; pore complex assembly; cytolysis in another organism
Cellular component (GO): pore complex
Molecular function (GO): channel activity
Source: RefSeq, a predicted model, not a curated record
UUCGGUCGGUUUGGGUUUCCUGUGGUGGGUUGUGUGCGUUCCGUGUGCAGAGGACGUGUCUGUGUUUGUGUUGGAGCAGGCUCUGUGGAGGUGGAAUCACACAGGACACUCUCCACCUCUCUGUGGGAUCUGAGAAUAAGAACUUUGACGCUGCAGUCUGGCACAACACCGGUGUUGAGCUCUAAAAGUGAAAAUGCCUGAGACUGCAGAGGCUGUGUCGGCUACUCUCAGCACCAACAGAAACUGCACCAUUGAAAUAACCAACGUCAGCGGCAGCUACUGCCUCAUCAACCCCGUGAUCUACAUGUCCAGUGGCUUCAGUUACCACCCUCCUCAGCCCACCGUUCGGACCCAAAAGACAGAAGUCUGCUCCUUCACGAAGGACGACAACACGGCCACGGGUGCCGUCGGCCUGCUGACCUACGACCUCUUCCACAUGCGGAGCCGGGUUUGCUCCGAGCGCAUGGCCAUCAUGUUCUCCGUGCCCUUCGACCACAACUUGUACAAGAACCGGCUGGCUGUGGGUGUGGUGGAGCAAUCCAGGGCCUGUGACAAACAUCUGUACGAGCAGCUGUACGAUGGGAAAGACCUCAGCAGCUUCGCCCGCUCCGAGGCCAACGGGUGUGGCCUGGAAUAUAAAGCUACACAUGUUGAUGUAAGAGCUACGAUGUCAUCAACAGGAAAAGCUAUUGUUAAAGUAGAGCUCUAUGAUAAAAUGGGCAGCUAGCGUGUUCUGUUGUUCUGUUUUUGGUUCUUCUUUGUUAUCCUUGUGUCCACAAAGUGAAUCCAGUUCAUUUGAUGUGACCACUGUUGUCAUCUCAAAGAAGAGGCUCAGGAGAAGAAGACUGAUUCUGCUGUCGUCUGUAUUUUGCUACUGCUGAGCGUUAUCAAUAUCUGACAGCCAGCUCAUUGAUUUCCCAUUAGCUAACGUCUCGGGCUCGUGUUCACGUUGCACACUCUCUUCACUUUGAUUGUGGUAAUAAAAGAUUCAG